Lucilia cuprina (Australian sheep blowfly) is the source of this 6145-nucleotide messenger RNA. RefSeq lists its product as uncharacterized. Gene Ontology annotation, cellular component: Golgi apparatus; endoplasmic reticulum. Gene Ontology annotation, biological process: peptidyl-L-cysteine S-palmitoylation; protein targeting to membrane. The record is from RefSeq and is a predicted model, not a curated record. Gene Ontology annotation, molecular function: protein-cysteine S-palmitoyltransferase activity. NCBI's taxonomy places the organism in Eukaryota, Metazoa, Arthropoda, Insecta, Diptera, Calliphoridae. The coding region runs from base 882 to 4103 and encodes 1073 amino acids. The transcript is spliced from 2 exons.
ACUUAAUUUACUAUUUCUAGGUUCAAUAUUAUUGAAAAUUAAAAAAGUACCCUUUGAAAAACAAAAAAGUACCACCUUUUUGACUUCUCACUUUACAUACUUAACUUUAUGUUUCUAGGUUCAAUAUUAUAGAAAAUUCAAAAAAUACCUUUCGAAAAAAGAUAUCUGGGUUCCUCUAAAAACUGAUUUCAACAAACAUACAGACAGACGGACGUGGCUUAAUCGACUCAGCUAUCUAUAAGGAUCCAGAAUAUAUAUAUACUUUAUAAUAUGAUUAUGUUCAUAAUCAUAUUUCACGCAGUCAAACUCGGUUAUAACGAAUUCUCGGUUAUUACAAACUAUUUUUCAAGACCCACGAAUUCUCGGAUAAAAUGAAUUACUCCCACAUAUUCCUCAAAAGCCUAUUUUGGAUUAUGGCAGUCUUGUAGUAAAUAAUCGAUAUGUACAUUUUUUGCAAUCAUCACAUAUGACAAUAAGAACAGAGUUUGUAGAACUAGUUUUUUAAUGAGAAUAUUAUCUGAAAUGUAAUUAAUAAUAUAAACAAUAAUAAUAUAAACAAUAUCUGAAAAGUAUUAAUAACAUAAACAAAAUAAAGAAAUGGUGAAAAUUGUACGUAUAUUAUUGUAAAAAAAUAAAAAAGUGACGUAGCCAUAAAGAUAAACGAUAGUUUAAAAUCACGCAAAAAUGAACUGAAAUUAAAAAAAAAACUAUAACUUCAAUCUUUAUAAUUCUUAAUUUUUAAUUAAGUAUAGUGCAUUUCGUCAGAAACAAAAAUUUUUUAUACAACUUUAUUUAAAAAUUACAAGUAUGAUAUUUAAAAUUCGCUGAAACUGUAAUGUUGGGUCGAAUUAUAUCAAGACAAAUGUUAAAUUUAAAGCAACAUGCAACCAGAGUGUAAUGAACAGGAACCUAUUCAAGCUACAGCGGAAAGUACAACUCAAUUCAAAGAUGCUGAAUUAGAAAUACAUUCAGAUCACACACAAAACGGCAUUGCCUUAAUAUCGUCAUAUAGUGAUGAUAAUAUAAGUAAAAAUGAUAAAUCUGUUAAUACCGAUGAAAAUAUAAUUACUAUAACUACAGCGAGUAUAAAUGAUUAUGCCAAGAAUCCUAAACUGUAUACAGAACUAACCCAAAUAAAAACUCAUAAGACCCAUACAACUGCAUCAAAAAUUAUAAAUUUUUUUAGUAAAAAAGAAACACAACAGCCAAUAGAAAACUCUACUAGUUCAAAUAACAACAAUCAUUUGGCCAAUAUAAGAAGUCCAAAUUCUUUAGCAGGUCCAUGGAAGUUUUCUCAUUGCAUUUCCUUCCAAGAAAAUAUUGCCGAUGUGCAUCAUCGUAAGGGAAGACGUAUAAAUGGAUUACAGACCCCUUUACAUCCGCUACAGCUAUUUGGUUGGUUUGUACUGAUAUUAUUUGGUUUAGCUGCUUAUUGGAUAUUAAUACCUACGUUUAACACAGACAUACAGGGACCUCUUUAUGGCUUGAUAACUGGUCUAUAUAUCGUACAUAUAGUAUCCCAUCUAGUAGCCUUACUAAUAGAUCCUGCAGAUCGUGAACUACGCAGAGUUCAUCGUAACGAUCGUAUUGUUCCCGAAUUUGAUCGGUCCAAACACGCCCAUGUUAUAGAGAACGGUCGGUGCCAUUUGUGUAACAUACGCACCUCAUCGCACCGCACGAAACAUUGCUCAGUGUGCAAUAAAUGCGUGGGUAAAUUUGAUCAUCACUGCAAAUGGUUAAAUCAUUGUAUAGGUUCACGAAAUUAUGUCGCUUUUCUAAUGUGUGUCGUAAGUGCAGUUUGCGCUACUCUGGUAAUACUAUUAGCGGUUAUAGCUCAGAUUGUGUUAUAUUAUCUCCAACCAGAAUGGCUUAGUUAUUGGUAUCCCUCGCCACGGUUAUUUGAAGACCAUUCGGUAGACGGAAGUCAAUAUUUUAUAUUGAAUGGAACGUCCAAUGAAACAAAUACGUCACCUAAUUAUACGGAUACUGACUAUGAAGAAAUUUUAUUUACGGAAAACUCUACUUUACCCACAUUGAUGGAAAAUGUCACACUGCUAAUCAAGGAUAGCUUAAAUGACUCUUUAGCAAUUAAUACUUCCAGCACAAUAAACUCUCUGAAUGAUGAUGAUAUAACCAAAAACAUUACUAAGGAUUCCUCAUAUAUAUCACACAACAGUUCUUCAGUAUCUUUUGCCGGUAUUGCUGUUAGUCACACUAUAUUUCUCAUUUUAUUGGGAUGUUUGGGCUUGUUGGCAGCCAUCACAGCAGGUCUACUGUUACAUCUUUGUUUUUUUCAUAUUUACAUCUCGUUUUUGGGGUUGACUACCUAUGAGUAUAUUCGUAAUCAUCGCCAAGCCCAGGAAGCUAAAAAUAAGUUAGCAGCUACAGCCAAAAAUUCACAAAUCGAUUCUCAAUUAAAUCCACCUACAAAUAAUCAUCCGUCCAAAAGGACCUCAGAAUGUGGCCAAUUCUAUAUGUGUUCUAAACGACGUCAUCCUAAUGAUGCAGAUCUGACAUUAGGGCAACAAAACUCUUAUCAAUUAGAGUCCAAUCCGCAUAUAAAUUUUCAUUGCUGUGCAAACUCUAGAGAAUAUCAUCAGACUGCCUUAAAGACGUAUUACAUGUGUUCAUUGCUAGAAGAAUCUAAUAUCAAGACACCUUUGACCAUAGCUCACAUCUCAGGAGCUAAUACUGACUUAGACUCCACAUCUGAAGACAAUGCUGAUGCGUUUAACACAUUUCACUGCUGCACGUCUUUUAAGGCAGCUUCCACACAAAGAAGGUUAAGUGGUGCUACAACCAAAGCAAUGCUAGUGAAGAAUCUUGAGACUGCUACGGCAACCCUAAACAACCGUCGUUCUUUCCUUCAAUACACCGAACAAUGUACAUUUUGUUCUUUUCGCCUUCGAAGCCCCAUUUUUGCUAAAAGAGAAUCUAAAUCCAAAACGAAUAAAACAUCAACCCAAAAGUCUGAUCCUCAACAGAUGUCACGUACCUCCUCUGGGAAAUCGCAUUCAUCUGUACAAACAUCGGCUGCUCAAAAACGUUGUUGCAUGCAGACUAUUUCUAAGCAUCAGAGAUGGCGUAGAAAAUGGAACUGUUGCUCUGCAGUUCCUGAUAGUCCUGACGUACCGAAUGAUAUUAUAGCUGCUUUGGCUAACAAACAUCACCAAGAGCUGGCUGUAAAAAUGGCGCACAAAGAAGAACUUUCUAUGAAUUACGUAAAUCCAAAUGGCAAUAGUGCACACCAAAUUCCACACAACUCAUCGAGCACGGAGGAUAGUCUUAAGGUUACACAAGCGAACUUGCAUAACAAUAGAACGUGGCCAGUGUCUAGAUUUCGGCACUUUAUGCGUGUCAUAAAUCGUUACAGAAGACCGAGGUGUAGACUGCAGCACAACACAGAUCAGAGUCUCAAACAAAAUCAGGUUAGACCAAUUUAUUUACAAAAAGAAGAUAGCUGUUGCAAACACAAACACUCAUACGCAUCGAGUUCCUCUGCCACAACAAUUUCGCCAAAUAACUCACUCACUGAAAGCUCGAGAGAACCAAGCAGUUACUCAGAUAACAGUAGUGGCAUGACAACACCCUCUUCUCAAGGCACUGCCACAUUUAAAACGUCUGUAUUACCCACUUCGAUCAUACGAGAUGACACUUCAGUGACAUAUACUACUCCCAUUGGUAUAACAGUGCCUCCAGCAUUACCUCCUCCUACACGUAGACGUAUUCCGAGUACUGCAGAUUUAGAAGAAUUGGCGGAAACUUUAGCUUUUGUCUCUUCUCAACCGACCAAUAUCACAAAUUCCCCAUACAACCCCAUGCCACGAUUACCAACAGUCAACAAUAUCUAUCGACGACAACGACGUAAACACUUUUUGCGUACACGAUCACCGACUUUAUCGCCUAUCCAUGAAUCUGGCUUAUCAAAUCCUACUUCACCUCAGCCGUGUCGACAUAAUGUUACAUCAUGUACGCCAGCAACAAAUUUGGCUAAUAAUUUAUGUGCUAGUACUCUAAAUACUUCAGAAAUAGAACACAAGACAUCAUCCAAUAAUUCUUUGCACAGUGAUACGUCAACGACAUCGUCUAGUAGUAUAAAUUAAGAAUACACGUUUUUAUUUAAUAAUAAAAAACAUUUCCCUUAGUACGUAUUUAUGUAUAAAACUAUAUAAUUAGAUUGAGUAUUUUUUUAAUUUAGUAAAAAAUAAAUAUUUAAAGAAAUACAAUAAAAAAAUAAAAAAUAAAUGGGGAGCUUAUAGCAGUAAUUUCGUACGGCACAAUAUAAAAAUAUUGAGAAAAACUAUUUAAAACUAAAAAAAAAACAAACAAAUUAUAUGGAAUUUAUACAAGUAGUCCUUAUAUUUUUUCGCAAAAUAAAAUAAUAUAAUUAAAUUUUAUGAAAUAUAUUUUUGGUGGGUGUGGUAGUGCAUUAAGCUCAUUAAAUCCGUAUUUGAUAUCGAUUGGUUAUCAUGUUGAUGCGGCAAGCCCUUCAAAUAUUAUUUUUAUAAUUAUAAAAAAGUUAGAUAGUUUAUUACAACUUAAAACUAAAAUACAUUUCAAGUUUAUAAAUUAGUAAUUUGAACAAUGUUUUAUUAUAAAAACAGUUAUUGAGUAUAAACAAACAUAAAGAAUUAUUGAUAUAUGUAUAAGUUUCCUUCAUAAUCUAGACUACAACUUUAUCUUUAGAAACGGCGCAAAAACAAUUAUCUUCAAUAAAAAUUCAAGAAUGUUAUUAUGUAUGUUUCUAUGACAAAUUUUGUUUAAUAUUUUUUUGUCUUUUAUGAAGGCUAAUUUGUCUGAUUUACCAAAAAUUUAAUGAAAAUGAUUUAAAAAUUUAGUUGCUAGGCUUAUGACUUUUAUACAAUUUUCAAAUCGUUCCUAUCCAUAAAGUAAUUCGAAAAAAUAUAUAAGUUUCGAAACAAAAUUAAAAUUUUUUAAUUCAAAAUCAGUAAUUAUUGGUAUUACCAAGUGUAAAUAUUAGUACUCGAACUUGUAGAUUACCAGUGGUCCCAUACAACUAUGUUCAAUAUACUCGUAUCUAGACAAAAAGCUCCAAAGUAAGUUUUAUACCAGCCUUUUUAUUAUUUCAGAUCAUAAACCUCUAGAUACUAUUUUUAAAAGGAAUAUAAAUAAGAUAGGAUCUUAAAGAUUACAGAGACUAAUGUUAAAAAUGUUUCCAUAUAAUGUAGAGGUCAUACAUAGACCUGGUAAAAGUAUAGUUGCCGCAGAUUAUUUUUUCAGAAAUUAUAUUUAUACAGGCAAUAAGGAGCAUGAAAGAGGCGUAACUGAAAUGAUACAUACUGUGAAUGUAACGGAUGACAUUUUGGAAAAAAUAGGAAAGGCUACUCAGAAUGAUGAGAGACUAUGUUUAAUACGGAAAUAUUGUUUAGAAGGAUGACCAUUAAAGGCUAAAAUACCAGAAAAUAUUAAGGAAUAUUUCAAUAUUUCAACAAAAGAAAUGAUAUAACAUGCCUAGGAGUUUUUUUACAAAAGUUACAUGAAAGUCAUAUGGGAAAAGACAAGGAAAGGAGCUGCUGAAUUAUUUUAUUGGAUUAAUAUUAAUCAGGAUAUUGAGAAUUUCAUUUUGAAAUGUGGAAAGUGUCAGGAAAUUGGGACAUCUAUGGCUAAAGAGCCAUUAAAUCCUCAUGAAAUUCCAAAUUUACCUUUGGAGAAAAUUGUUUGUGAUAUAUUAGAAAAUUCCUGGAAAAAGUGGUUUGAAUUAAUAUAUUUAAAGUCAAAGACUUCAUCAUUAGGGAGGAAUUGGAGAAUAAAGUUAAAAAUUUAGAGAAGAAAAACAAAGAAAAGAAAUGAUUUUAAAAUUGGAGAUGAAAUAUUUUUUUAAAAUUGAUUCGUCGAAAAAGUUGAUACUUGGAAUGAUUAUUAAUUAUAAUAAUACUCCCAGAUCUUAUAUUGUAAAAAAUUUAAUUGAUGAAAGAAUUUAUAGAAGAAAUUCUUAUCAUAUUAAAAUUAAAAAAUAAUUAAGAUACUAAUACUGUCAAUUUACGCAGAAGUAAUAGAGUUAGCAAGCCAACAAAUUUUAAUAAACCUAUGUAAUUAAUUAACUAAAUUAUUAUAAUAUUAUAAAUUAUAAUAAUAUUGACAUUUUGAGUUAGAUUUUAAUUUUGGUGGUACAACUUUUUAUAUA